AUGUCAAGUGGAUCAGUGAGACGGGUUUCCCGUCAAGAUAUUCAGCUGGUGCAAAAUCUCAUAGAACGAUGUCUUCAACUAUAUAUGAGCCAGAAAGAAGUGGUGGAAACACUACUAGCUCAAGCAAAAAUAGAGCCUGGUUUCACCGAACUAGUUUGGCAAAAGCUUGAAGAAGAAAAUGAGGAGUUCUUCAAGGCUUAUUAUGCAAGAUUGGUUUUGAAGCAGCAAAUAAUGCAAUUCAACAAAUUGCUGGACCAGCAAGUCCAAUUAAUGCAGUUACACUCAACUGCUGUUGCAUCACUGCCUACAACUAACGGGUCACAUAUCCCAGAAGUUUCAUCACUACCUAAUUCUAAUGGAUCACAUAUCCCUGCUAUACCUGAGAAUCCAGCAUGCUACACUGCAGACCGAACCCAAACAAGUUUGAAGCCAGAAAACAUGCAACAUCCUGUUGAUUCCAGAUUAUCUAAUGUGUUUAAUAAUGGCGGGUCAUCUCUACAUACAAGUAUGCAUGCUGCAGUUGAUAUGUCAACUCAUGGCAAUAGGAUUAAUGGCCCUCCCAGCAUGCUUUCUGCUCAAAGCGCAAACAUGGGUCUGAUACAAGGAAUGAAUGGUGGGAUGAUCAAAUCUGAACCGGGAUAUUCUGGUUGUUCUCCUUACAUGUUUGGUACUGAUGGAAAUGUCCUGGAGGCACGCCCAACUAUUGGUGGCAGUUCAGUUACGUCAUUCACUAAUGUGGAGUCCAACUCACAUUCACUGAACGAGGCAGUCCUAGAUCCAGACACUUCUUCAUUUGGAUUUCUGGGGCAGAUUCCCAGAAAUUUUAGCCUUUCAGAUCUGACUGCUGAUUUUUCUCAGAGUUCUGAUAUACUGGAGACCUAUUCUAGGUCACCCUUCCUAGCUACGGAUAAUGAGAACUUCCUUGACAGAGGAGAACAAGACAAUAAUAGGCUGGACUCCAUAUCAGAAGGCUUAAGUUAUGAAGACUUCGGGAGUGAAUAG
Messenger RNA from Sphenostylis stenocarpa, 1002 nucleotides. Lineage: Eukaryota; Viridiplantae; Streptophyta; Magnoliopsida; Fabales; Fabaceae. The record is from the annotation of a GenBank genome assembly.